Molecule: messenger RNA, 10017 nt
Organism: Paramacrobiotus metropolitanus
Lineage: Eukaryota; Metazoa; Tardigrada; Eutardigrada; Parachela; Macrobiotidae
Product: histone-lysine N-methyltransferase 2C-like
Exons: 17
Coding region: 255-9467 (3070 amino acids)
Biological process (GO): positive regulation of transcription by RNA polymerase II
Cellular component (GO): MLL3/4 complex; nucleus
Molecular function (GO): histone H3K4 methyltransferase activity; transcription coactivator activity; histone binding
Source: RefSeq, a predicted model, not a curated record
UAUUUUCUACAUCUCUAACUGUUUAGAUCUGAGUAAGAAACCAAUACAAGCGAACAUUUUACCUUUAAUAUCUAUGAAAUGUAUCCAUAAUUUAGUUUACUUGAAGUGGUUGUGAUUUGGAAAUUGGACUGGAAGGAUUACAAAACAUGCGAACAUGACUAGUGGUCCAGAAUGAUUAGGAUAUUCUCCUCCAUGAUGGAGCCGUGAACUAUGCACUGGCGCGAGCAGAGACAAGAUCGCGCGGCUGCAUAACGAUGGACCCUGUUAUGAAUGGCGAUAUCAUUCUGAAUCACCAUCCUCCGAUAGAUGUGGUGUCCGCGACGAUUACAGAUGAGAAAAUUCUGAAAAUCCCGAAAAAUAGUCUGUUUUCGCAUCCGUCGGACUCUUUAGUCGCAGCACCACCGUCCUCGCAAAUUACCACCUUUAAUUUUUCCACUUCGACAAAGCUGCUAGUCCGGACAAAGCGUGUGCCACACGUUAACAGUAUUCGACAGGAGGCUGUGCCAAUCUCUGAAAGUAUACCAAAGUCAACAUCCGCUGCGGAACAACCCAGUGUCCGCAAGGAGCUGGUUGUUAAGAAAGCUGAAAUUGUGAAACUGGCAUGCGCCCUAUGCCAGUUGUCCAGCGCAUCUCGUUUUGGUCAGGGAUCUCUUCGAUCCUUCCCUGUAUCUAUCUCGUCUGAACAAGUUUUCCAGCUUCCGAAUUCACUGAAGGAAAAGCAGCAGCUUGAUGAUCUCGCCGGUGUUGGCCACGAACAAAUCAAAUCCAUUCAGCACACCUUAUCUGAGGACGGUGAGUUAAUGAUCCAUGAAAAGUGCCUUCAGUGGUCACCGGACGCACACUUCAAUGCCCAAGGCGUUUGUACUAAUCCAGAGGAGGUGGUGUCAAAUGCCCUUCUUCAGUUAUGUGCGCACUGCGGCCACUACGGAGCGUCGGUCAGGUGUUCCUUUCCUGAGUGUACAGCGACAUACCACUUGCCUUGCAGCAGUGCCAGCGAUUGCUAUCAGCAAUUACCCGACAAAAAACUUGUUUGCUCAUUACACUUCUCCACGCUUCCAGAUCAGAUUGCCCUUGAUCCACUGGGUUUAUGUUUUUUGUGUGGCGAGCUGGACGGGCCCGCGGACAUGGGAUGCGGCAGCAUCAAAGAUCUGUUAUUUUGUCAUUCAUGUGGCAAACACGCUCAUCCCAGUUGCCUUGGCUUCUCUGCCGAGGUUUCCCAGGCUAGAAAGGCCGGCUGGCAGUGCUCCGAUUGCCGAACGUGCUGUGUAUGCAGAGGUGGUGGGAAGACCGAAAAGGUUGUAGUCUGUUCCGAUUGUGGUCAUGAUUACCAUUUGACCUGUCUCGUGCCUCCUCUGGGCAAUCUGCCCAAGUCGGCUUGGAAGUGUCCAAGCUGUCGCAUAUGUCGCUGUGGAAAACGAACUCCUGGCGCCGGUCCAUCAUGCAAAUGGCAUCAUGGUUAUACAUUAUGUGACAGUUGUUAUCAGCAGAAAAUAAAAGGCUCAGUUUGUCCCGUCUGCCAGAAAGCCUAUCGCUUUGCGGAACAACGCGACAUGCUUCGGUGUUCCAGUUGUGGAGGUUGCACUCAUCGGACAUGCGAUGAAGAAAAACGUGAUCCUCUUGAGACAUACGAGUGCGUUCGGUGUAGGAAAGGCAGCCUGAAUGGAUACGCAGGGCUGGUUCCAUCAACAGCAGAACAGUCUCGCUUGGCUUCACUAGCAACGAAUCAACAAGCAGGGAGCCCCAGCUCAUCAUCAGUAUUUUCCAGUUCUCUGGACGAAAGUUCUUUGACAGAACAAGGUUCUGAAGUGUCGGGUAGUGGAGGGGGAAAACCGUCAGUCCGCUUAAAACGACGACAGACAGUGCAGUCGGGAGCGAAGAAUGGGAAGAAACGUUCGCGCACUCUGUCGACCUCCCUCGCCCCUCCAGUUGGUCGGAAAAGGGGCAAAGGAAAGUCCUUGCCCCUGAUUAUCCCGAAGUCUCUGGCAUCUCCGGCCAGCGCAGUUCCUAAUGGUGAAAUAGUGGAGAAUGGGCAGGGAGGCGAUGCGGAAGAGGAUUCUGUGCACACAUCGACGGUUGUCAUCUUCAAAACGGGCGACGACUUUAUGCAGCUGCAGGACAUCUGUGUGAGCUGCGGCGCCAUCGGACUGGAAGACGAAGGGAAGUUGAUCGGUUGUGCGCAGUGCGGCCAGUGCUACCAUUCCUUCUGCGCUGGCGUGAAGUUGAACUCGGCCGUGUUGACUUCCGGUUGGCGCUGUUUGGACUGCACGCUGUGCGAAGUGUGCGGGAAGCCUCACGACGAAGGACGACUGAUUCUGUGCGACGAGUGCGACAUUUCCUUCCACAUCUACUGCCUUAGUCCGCCGCUCAACCAGGUGCCCAGCGGAACCUGGAAAUGUCGGCGCUGUGUACGGUGUCAGUAUUGCGACAGUGCCAGUCCCGGUUACGGUCCCUCUGCGCAGUGGCACAACAACUACUCCACCUGCACGCCCUGUGCUUCCCUGCAGAAAUGCCCCGUGUGCGAGAGUGAUUAUGUCGACAAGGAGUUGGUGAUUCAGUGUCUGCAGUGCGAUCGGUUCCUGCACGCUGCCUGCGAUGCGAUUAUGGACGAGGACGACGUGGAGAGUGCCUUUAGCAUGGGUUACAUUUGCCCAUUUUGUCGACCAGAUAAUUAUCCGCCGCUGCAUCUGCAGCACGUCUUUGAGGACGAAGAUUCGAACGAUUGCAAUCCGGAAGUUGUCGAACCGAAAGCAGUGGUUACGCACAAAUAUGAGGGAAUGCUGCUGUCGGAUGCUGGCUUGAAGCAUCUGAAACGCUUAAGUGUCGAGCACACAAAGUUGAAAUCUCCAAAGAAGAAACACGGGAAGCUCUCAGCGCAGAAUAGUGUGGAUUCCCUGUUGGAUGGUCUUCCUUCGCUCUCUCAGGAAAAUGACAAAAUGGAGGAGAUAUCGGGAGAUGACAAGAGGAAGCGCAUUCGUCGUCCACAGCGAUUCGGCGUCGGAGGAUUCGUGCUGCGUGGGUCUAAGCCAAAAGCAGAAAAAGAGAAAGAAUUGGGGAUAAUGGAUGAGGGAUCCACAGAGUCCCAUUUGCUCUCGGGAACAAUUAGCCCAGCAGAAAGCCUCGAUAAUCACUUAACGGAACUUGCUGGUUUGGAUCCUACGAAACAUCCCAAUCCCCAGAAAGUUAAAAAGAAAAAGGUGCAAUCAAAAAAGCGGUUUCUGGUUAAAGAUAUGUUUCCGGAUUAUCUGCAAGACGCGUUUUUUGGGAAGGCAUUGUUUGAUAGCCAAGAUUCUAGCGAGCAGUCAAGUUUGUGUGAGAAGUUAUCUUUAAGCAUCAGCAUCGAAGAUUCCAAACCAGUUAGUGUGAAGUCCGAACCUGCUGUGCGCGAUGAAGUGGAAGAAAAGAAACUGAUCAAGACGGAAUUUGUUGAAACCUUUAAAAAAAUGGUGAAAGGGUCGACUGAGAAUCAGUCAAGUGAGGAAGAAGUGGAUUUUCCUGACCUUACGGAAGGCUUUGACGCGUUGCUAAAUCAGGAGCCCCUCGAUGAAGAUCUAGGGUUGCUGGAUUUGGAGAUGCUCAUGGCAGGCACGGAACAUGAGGAAUAUUCGAGUUCACAAGAAGACGAUUCGAUGCAGUCUACCCUAAAAUCCACAAAAGACCAACAAGAACCCGGCUCUGUGGCGGAUAACUUGGACUCUAUUCUGGAUUCCUUAGAAAGCGAUCUUCCUCAGAUGAGUAGCGAGGAUGCCGAGGAUGUCUUCAAUAACGUUUUUUUGCCUUCCGCAUUGCACGCCAGUAGCACUGCAGGCAGCGGAUUGACUAACUCACGGGCACCGUUAGCUAACGGUGAACACGGAUUGUCGACCUGGUCUGCUAUCACGACCGGUACUGAUGGGGGCGAUAGUACGGAAGCCGGGAACGGUGGGCUCAAAACUCAGCAGAAAUGGGAGCAGGAUGAAGCUCUCGGGCCAUUGGCAACGGUUUCUUCUGUACUAUACGCUAAUUUACAACAUCCCGAUUUGAAACAAAAGUUUCCAGACUUUUCCGAGCGCUAUAAGCAGAUACUCAAAUUAUGGAGAAAGGUCAGCACCAACGAACGGCAACCGUUUCUCCACAAAGCCAGGGAUAACCGCGCAGCAAAUAAAGCCACUAAAACUCAGCGCGCAAAGGCUUCGGAGAAAGUGAUGACCGUGCCUGUCCCGGUGAAAGUUCCCGAACGACCAACAACCUUUGGUGUACCAAACCUUGGAUUCGUAUCUCCUUCUCGGUUUCAAGCAGCUGAGCCUAUAGAAUCUCCCUUUCACACCCCGCAUGAAGAGAUGCUGUAUACGAAUCCGGCAACUCCAUCAAGCCAGCCUUCGACGCCAGGUUCGUCUGCCAGUCACGCACAUCACCAACCGCAGCCUUACCAUGUGGUUGGCUCCCCUGCCCCGCCCUUUUCGCCGCCUCUUGAGAGGCCCAGAUCUGUGUUGCCUAUGCAGCAUCACGUCAACGAUCCAGCAUACGGCGUGCAAAGUCCGCACUCGUACCAACAGGUGCAGUCCCCACGGACUCCUUUCCCUCCCAGCUCUCCGUUUGAUCCGUAUGCGCAUCCACCCGCCUCGGUCCAACCAGUGAUGGUUCGCCAGCAAUCUCACGACCAUGCAGUGUUAGAUGAACAUGAUCCAUACUCGCAGCCUCCUGGAACUCCGAUGCCACAAAGAUUUCAGCAGCCAUUUAUGCAAGCCAGUAGUGAGCCUCAGUCUCCUCAGAACGGUCAGUUUUUUCCUAGGCAGCAACUGCGGGAUCUACUGAAUCGCCAGAAUCAAGUACGUCAAAGGCAACCUGGGCCACCAGCGCAGUGGCAGUAUCCCCAGCAGCAGGAAGGUUUUUUGCAACAGACAGCUUUUCCUUCACCGCAGCAAGUUCAGGAGCACAAUAUACGGCCGCCACAUACGCAGACGUUUCCUGUGCAACGGCAAGAGUUUCGUCACCCGCCGCCCCCACAAACCCGCAUGAUACAGCAAGCUGUCCGAAGUGUGACCCAGGUUCCGGAGCAUCGAUAUCCGAUGCCAGCGCGCGCUCCUACUACUCAGAUGGCAAUGCAACGCGGCACACAGCCCAAUAUGUAUGGAGAUAAUCAGAAUUUAAUGUAUGAACAACCGCAACGCCAUCCACAUCCUCAGUGGCAGCAGUCCGGACAGAUCGGAUUAAGCAGCUCAGGUUCUGAAGCUGGCAUGUACGGAAGAAUGGAUUGCCCAUCUCAACCCGAUCUGCGAAUGAAUUACGUUGACAGACAGUUUGUAGCAGACGGACGGACCACGCCAGCAGUGCAGCCGACUUUAUAUGCGCCGGUUCGCAAUCCCACUGUGACUAUGGUCAGUGCGAGUCAAUCUCAUGCACCGAUGCAGUGGUCUCAACCUCAACAACGAAAUCAACAGUAUCCUUCGAUGCCGGGUCGACCCCCUUCUGUGAUGCCCACACUAAUGCAAAGCAUGCCGGUUGCCACCCCGACCGCUCCAUUGAAUAACACACCUACAGCACGGUCAGCUAGCGAGAACACGGAUGCGGAGAUUAGCGAGUCGGAGCGGCAUAAUAAUAUGACGCAUGAAAGUUUUCUUCUGGAGCACCAUCAGCGAUUGGCAGCGGAAACGGCUAGUUUACAGGAAAAUAUUACCAGAGUUCGUAAGCAGCGAAAGGCCCUCGCAGCACGCCAGAGACAACUGCGGAAGAACAAUAGUGAGCUGAGUCCUGAAGAGACAAUGGAGCUGGAACGGUUAACCAGUAAUGUGGGUGCCAUACAGAAACGUUUGGAAACUGUGAAGAAAGAUUACAAACAGCAUCAAAGCAAAAUGCAAGAUUUUGCUGCCAAAACUGGAGUCCAGCUACUCGUUCCGGUUACUCCAGCGCAGGUUGCUCAGCACCCAGGGGAGAAGAUACCAGCAGCAGUUAUCUCACGUCCUCAGCUGCCAAGCACUAUGGGUGCCGUAAAGAUGGACCCUCUUCAUCCCAAUGCAUUAGGUAAAACAGCUGGUUCAAUAGCAGAAAUCGUGUCCAGAAGCGAUCAAGACGGAAGGACGCUUUCUUUAGCAGUACGUUCUUUUACUGAUGCGAACACCGUGGCGGGAAACCGGGAAGAUGACAAAUCCGUUGAGAGGAAAAACAUACUGCUGAAACAACUAUUGGAAAACGGUAGUGUCGUGCCACCAGUUAUGACACUCGAAAGAAAGGAUUCAGUGUUGUCCAGGGCGUCAGCAGACGAGGGGGACGAGUCUUCUUUUGGGGCACUGACACCAGCACAGCAACAGCAGUUGGCUUUGAUUGAGAGCAUGCCAUUGACGACUCGCAAGGAUAGUUUUUCGUCUAGCCCAAUGCAGCUCUCGGAAUUAUCCGGCGAUACCUUGAGCACUUCUCUUUCGCAGUUGAAUUCUGGAAUUAACGGUGUCAAAAAAGAAAAAGGCCAAAAGAAACGAAAGAAAAAGGCGGUUUCGGAUGGUUCUGCCGACAGUACGUCAAUGGAUGGACUGAAUGAAGCAGUGGUUGAUAGCUUACUGGAGCAGCUCCGGCAGGCUGCAGUGAGUCUUUGUGAACCAGACAAAUCCUCCUUGCCAGUUAAAAGCGUUUUUCUAAAACCCGAAACCGACGCGGCGCCAGUUCCUGUCGGUAAAAAGUUGGAAGAUUUGAAAAAACCCCAGAAACGAAUUCUUCAAGGCAGUUUCGGUCAAUAUGAACUGACGAAACAAGGAACGCGAAGUCGGUUCUGUGUUGGUGUCACUCGGAUAACCGAUGAAACGGCUUCUUUGAAUACGACGAAUAUCGGUAAAAUGCUAUUUGAGGACUUGCUUCACUGUCAGAAUAUUGACGUUUUAGAUACUGUUGCGGAGCAGGCAGAACCGGAAGCCAACAAAUCUUUGGAAGCUGAUAGUGACAAAAGUCCAAACAGUCCUGCAAUGUCUUACAUCUCAACGUCGUCAUAUGGUGAGAACCACUUGUUGGAACCGUGUUAUGACCAUUUAUAUAACUGGCUUGAAAUCGGCUUUCCACCGGACGGGCCUCCGUCUUCGGACAUUAUCAUUAACGAACCAACUCUGGCUGUGCAUUUCGACCCAGCAACACCUGGCAGUCUGAAGGAGAAUUUCACAAUGGACAUGGUGAAAUACGAAUCUAUCACCGUAGAAAAGUUUGGAAGAGUAUUCAAAGAGUCCGAUCGCGUGAACGUCAGCAUGACAAUCACCGAAGAAGCGGCUUGCAGCAUGGGAGUUUUCUUGCAGAAUUUGGCUAACCUAUUGCGAAUCCCUGUGACCGACAUUGAAAUGACUGGCUGUGACGAAUACCCAGAACUGCCGAUGGAAACGAAGCCUUGUAAAUACUGUCGCACCUGUGAGAUUGCCCUUGAUCAAGAAACGGGAUUUCGGAAACGAUUGUCUGAUUUGCCUGUUGUUUCUCUGGUCGACAACGGUUUCCCAGUGGAGUACGAAGAUGGCGUGGCAUACGUUUCCUUCUGCAGUAGUACAUGCAUGAUGCAAUUUGCCAUUACUAACCAGAAUGUCGCGAAAGUCUCUCCACCGGCCACCGUUUCGGUUGACCAUGGUUUUGACAACGGACCGAAGGAGGAAGCACGAAAGGAUAAACGCGAACAUUCACCAGUGAAACGUAUGACACCCGUCCAACUGUUGUUGAAAUCCAUAGCGCCUCUGCUGAAAAAGGGAAAGAAAGGUCGACAUGAAUUGUGGUCACCUAAUUUGUUGCAGCUGAAACGGCAGAACAGCGUCACGGACUCUCGAGCGACGCAGCAAGUAAUGAAUCUGCUGGAUGUCGGGCUGAAAGUGACGUCGAAUGUUCGGGACAACAGAGUAUGUGUACUGUGUCACCUUGUCGGUGACCUUCUCCCGGAUGGACAAGGCCGCCUGCUGAAUAUCGAUGGAGAGCACUGGGUGCAUUUGAAUUGUGCUCUGUGGUCGGUGGAUGUCUACGAAACGAACAAUGGGCACUUAAUGAACGUGCAACAGGCGUGCAAGCGGGGUGCGAAGACGGAAUGUGUCAAGUGUCGCAAACUGGGAGCCACGCUGCUUUGCUAUCAUUACCCGAAGAUCCGCUGCAACCAGAUGUUUCACUUCCCCUGUGCAAAAAGCAGCGGAUGCAUGUUCUUCAAUGAUAAAAGCGUUCUUUGUGAAACACAUAAAUCAGGCGAACCCCCCGAAGACGAGUUGAAGUCCAUGAUCGUUCACAGACGAGUGUACGUGCAUCGGGACGAACCACGGAUGGCAACAAGGGUUAUUACUGCGCAUGAUGGACUUUACAGCUUUCGCAUUGGCACGCUUAUUUUUCAUUCUCUUGGACAGCUUUACCACUCCAACAUGGAUGCUUUUCACAAUCCGGACUGUGUUUAUCCGGUCGGGUAUUCCAUCACUCGUAUCUUUUGGUCGAUGCGUGCUCUGCAUAAACGUUGCUUUUACCACUGCACAAUCCACGAUGUCCAUGGUGCUCCAGAUUUUCGCAUUUCCGUGGAGGAAAACGGCUACGAAACCGUCUUAUUAAAUGGAUCAACCACUAAAGAGGUGUGGAUGAAAGUUUUGGUUGCUGUUCUUGAACACCGUUCAUCGACGAUGAUUAAAGUCUUCCCGGACUUUUUCACGGGUGACGACUUGUUUGGUCUGACGGAAAGCAACAUCGCCAGAGCGAUCGAAUGUUUACCGGGCAUAAACGAGGCCAUUCGAUAUCAGUUCAAGUACGAGAAGGCUCGCGUUCCAGAAUCGCCAGCUGUGGCCGCGCCGGUAAUUCCGCAUCAACACGAGAGCGGAUCGGCGCGAACCGAACCGAAGUUGAGACUGGUCACGAAGCGAGCCCAGUUUGGCCAUCAUGCCGCCAUCCGCGCUCACAGUUCCGCCGACGUCGGUCUGACGCGGGUGUCCUCAUCCGGCGACCUUUCCUCUUAUCCGUUGUCCAGUGAUGUCGCCGCUAAUGCUCAAGAAAAUUGCAACGGUCUCAGUUUUUACCAGAAACAGACACUCAGCCAUACCAAAAUCAACCAGUACCGCAAAAUGAAGGCAGAAUGGAGAAGUAACGUUUACCUGGCUCGGUCGAAAAUCGAAGGUUUAGGGUUGUUUGCUGCACGUGAUUUGGACAAAAAUAGUAUGAUAAUCGAAUAUGUCGGGGAAUUGAUACGCAACGAGGUGGCCAAUCACCGCGAGCGGAUGUAUGAAAUGCUGAACCACGCAGGGAUUUACAUGUUUCGCGUUGACAACGAAGAAGUGUGCGAUGCCUCUCGAGCCGGGGGUCCGGCUCGCUUCAUCAACCAUUCCUGCGAUCCCAACUGCAUCACGGAAGUGGUGCAGACUGACAAAAACGAAAAGAAAAUCGUUAUUUCUUCGUUGCGUCGGAUUUUUAAAGACGAAGAAUUGUGUUACGACUACAAGUUUGAUUUCGAGGACGACCAGCAUAAAAUUCCUUGUAACUGCGGGGCUUCUAAUUGUAAUUUGUGGAUGAACUGAUCUGUUCCCAGUUGGUGAUGCCUUAUACGUGUGGACUGCUUUUUUCAUAUCCGAGUUUUCCGUUUUGUCCGUACAGUGUUCUCAGUCUUCCCGAUGUCUGUUUGGAUCAGACGCUUGGAAUCGAUGUGAAUCUACUAUGGAUACCUGAAUGACCGUCGCAAACUCACGUUUUACUUGGCUUAUCCGGUUGCUGCUGCCAGUAUUUGUGUUUGUUGCAGCAGAAGAAUUUUAUUUACCUUAGACAAGUAGGUACUGAGUUGUUUGUUUUUAUCCGAUACUUUUUGUUUUUAAGGGAGGGAUGGGUUUUGUCAUUUUUAAUUUGUUUCUAUAAUUAUUUUGUUGAGAAAGGCUAUUUCGGUAAUACGCGCGAUUCAGAAAGCAAUAUAUACCGCAUGGCUAAAUUUGUAUCUUAUGUGAAUUUCAUCGUGAUCUGGCACUUAUUGUUUUAUUGUUGUGUGUAUUUAUGUGUUCGCGAACAAUUUUGCAGUUCUGACAAAAAACCACUGUGUAUUGUUCGCUGUCGUGGUUGAAAAACGAAAAUUAAAUCCUG